Messenger RNA from Parastagonospora nodorum SN15, 273 nucleotides. RefSeq lists its product as hypothetical. The record is from RefSeq and is a predicted model, not a curated record. The transcript is spliced from 2 exons. Lineage: Eukaryota; Fungi; Ascomycota; Dothideomycetes; Pleosporales; Phaeosphaeriaceae. The coding region runs from base 1 to 273 and encodes 90 amino acids.
AUGGAGAAGGUCAUAUACUGGAUUCGCCAUGCUGCGCUGCCCUGGGCUGCCUUUCGCUUUCUCCUGCAGGCAGCUAUCAACAACACGACAAUCAACAUUAGUACGGUAGAGGACCUCGAGAAGAUCGCUAGCCUCAUGGCGAGGUCUCUCGAAUUUGAGAGGCUGUACAAAGCGACGACGUCAGGUCUUCACGGCCAGCUCUGUGAAGCCCUGGUCAAGACGUAUACAGUCAUCUUGCACCUUUUGGCUAGGGUAGUGAAGUUUCUGGAUUAG